UGGAGACAAACAUGUCGAACGACACCACCAUCUAGGGGCGUGGAAGGACCACGUCUGCACGUAAUUGAUCGCUUUGGACAUCAUCAUAUCCGGUCUCUCUAGCCCGUGCCCCGAAUUUCGUGCACCAUCGCGGAAGUGCGUGCGUUAAGGGAGGAUAGUGCGUGAUAGCGUGUUUUUCGUAUGGCAGUGUAAGGGUGUGCGUAUGCAUGUUUGCAUGGCAUCGAUUGGCUCACUAUCGAAACCGGGCGAAUCUGCUGUGCGCAAUAAGUGUUGAAGAAAGCAAUAGGCCGCUUUUGCUAACCCGCGUCCCACCUCCCGCAUAGUAAAGAGACCGGCCAAUUCACCCACACCCGGGGUACGCUCCGAAUCCGACGACAACGUGUAAGAAGUGUGGGCGAACGUCGGUAGCCUUUUUUUGGUUUAAUUUUCGCACCGACUUUUGAAUGCGAACAUGGCAGCGCUACGGUCGCCGGAAGUGCUGGUAAAUGCCUGCACGUGGUGGAUGCGGUUCGCGCUGGUGCUGCUGAUUCUGCAAACGUUCGUCGGCGUCGAAACGCUCGAUCUAGAGAAAUGCAAAAACCCAUUAGGCAUGGAAUCGUUCGCGAUUAAUGACUCACAAAUAACGGCCAGCUCGGCGCACGACAUUGGCAACGUAGGACCACAGCAUGCCAGAUUAAAAGUGGACAACAAUGGAGGCGCCUGGUGCCCGAAGCAUAUGGUGUCCCGCGGGCUGAAGGAGUACCUGCAGAUAGAUCUGCUGAAAAUGCACGUCGUCACUGCGAUCAAAACGCAGGGCCGGUUCGGCAAGGGUCAGGGCCGUGAGUACACCGAAGCGUACGCGCUAGAAUACUGGCGUCCCGGCUUUACCAAGUGGAAGCGGUGGAAAAAUACGCGCGAAAAUGAGAUCCUGUCGGGCAACAUCAACACCUACAGCGAGGUCGAGCAAGCGCUGCAACCAAUUAUAUUCGCCUCGAAAAUUCGCAUCUACCCGUACAGCCAGUACGAUCGGACGGUUUGUCUGCGGGCCGAAAUCAUCGGCUGCGAGUGGGAAGAGGGGCUCAUCUCGUACAGCAUCCCGAAAGGAGUGAUCCGUGGCGUUGAGGUAGACCUUUCGGAUCGUACAUACGAUGGUGAAGGUGAAGGUGAUCGGCUUGUGCACGGACUCGGCCAACUGGUGGACGGUCAGAAGGGGGCCGACAAUUUUCGCAUUGAUAUACACGGUUUCGGCAAAGGUUACGACUGGGUCGGUUGGCGUAAUGACUCACUCGGAUGGGCCGGCAAACCGGUCGAGAUGGUGUUCGAGUUUGACUCGGUCCGUAACUUCAGCUCGAUGGUGCUGCACACUAACAACAUGUUCAGCAAGGACGUACAGGUGUUUGUCCAUGCGAAAGUGUUCUUCAGCAUCGGUGGCCAGCACUUUACCGGGGAGCCGGUGCAAUUUUCCUACAUGCCCGACACGGUGAUGGAAAAUGCGCGUGACGUCACGAUCAAGCUGCACCAUCGGGUCGGCCGGUACGUGCAGAUACAUCUCUACUUCGCACUGCGCUGGAUCAUGCUGAGCGAAAUCUCCUUCACCUCAGCACCAGUGACGGGUAACUUUUCCGACGAAGAAGUCAAUGGAAACUCCAUCUCGCAGGAAAACUCCAUCGAGUAUCCACUGCAGCGCGAUGAGUCCGGUAUCAACAUCGUCAACAAAGGCGAACGGAACCAUGUAACGCAAAUCAUCUCGCCGAAACCGAUCGACCAGGAACCGGAGCCCCACUUCAUCGGUGUCGUGAUAGCGAUCCUGACCACCAUCAUACUGCUGCUGAUCGUCAUCAUCAUGUUCAUCGUGGCCAAGAACAAGCGCACACGGACGGCGGCGGUGCUCGAUGCGCUCCAGCAUAAUUUGCAUACCGACAGUUUGGGCAUCGAUAAGCGUCUGAACAGCAAUUUCAAGGUAUCGAUAGACGAUAAUGAAUCGAUUGAUAAGAGCAGCCUCUAUCACGAACCGUUCAAUGUAAAUAUGUACACCAGUGCCGCCAGCGGAUGCUCGAUGAGCGACAUGCAGCGCCAUCACAUCACCCCGGACUACACAGAUGUUCCCGAUAUCGUGUGCCAGGAGUACGCCGUGCCGCACAUGCAGGACCUCAUACCGAAGAUUCCCGGCGGUUAUGUGAGCGUGCGGUUGACGCCACCAACGUUGAACAACAUCUUCCCGAAGCCACCGCCAGUGCCACCGCCGCCGGAGAAGUACUACGCUGCCACGGCCAUCUGCAAAUCGUCCACUACGCCAACGACACCAUCGAACCAGCAGCAGCAGCAGAACCAGCAGCUGAACGCCUACAGCGAUCUGGAUCUUGGCGUGUCCGACGACGAUCUGCAGCUGAGCGAGUACCCGCGCGACAAGCUGGUGAUAGUGGAGAAGCUCGGCUGCGGUGCGUUCGGUGAGCUGCACCUGUGCGAGACGAAAGGCUACAGCUCCAACCUUGUUGCCGUGUCGACGCUGCGGCCAGGUGCAUCGGAUCACAUGAAGAAGGAGUUCCGCUCGAAGGCGAAGCAGCUAAGCCGACUGAAUGAUGCGAACAUUGUGAAGCUGCUCGGAGCCUGCCUGAAGGACGAACCGAUCUGCAUCGUGCUCGACUACAAGUUCAGCACCGACCUGAACCAGUUCCUGCAGGAGCACACGGCGGAAACAGGUUCGCUGGUCCAGCACAAUUCCUUGAGUUACGGGUGUUUAAUUUACAUCGCCACUCAGAUAGCAUCCGGAAUGAAAUACCUAGAGCAGAUGAAUGUAGUGCAUCGUGACCUAGCGACAAGGAGUUGCUUAGUUGGACCACAGCUGGAGAUUAAAAUCUGUACACUAGGAACUGUGAUAAAUCGCAUAGCAUAUCCUGCUGACUACUGCCACCUUGAAGGUGCCGGAAGACAAUCACAACCAAUGCCGAUCCGGUGGAUGGCCUGGGAGAGCGUGCUAAUGGGCAAGUUCACGUCCAAGUCGGACGUUUGGUCGUUUGCCGUAACGCUGUGGGAAAUUUUAACCUUCGCCCGGGAGCAACCGUUCGAGAAUCUGAGCGACGACAAGGUGAUCGAAAACAUCGGUCAUAUGUAUCAGGACAACAAGAAACACAUUUUGCUUCCAAUACCCGUCGGAUGUCCGCGCGAAAUCUACGAUCUGAUGUGCGAAUGCUGGCAGCGUAACGAGGCGAGCCGGCCAAACUUCCGCGAAAUUCAUCUGUUCUUGCAGCGGAAAAAUCUUGGCCCAACCGCACACCGUUCUAGCUGAUCCAGUCCGGUUGAUGACGGCCAAGCGAACGAAAACGCUGACCAGAAACUAGUGAGGGCGAAACCGGAGCCCACCACUGUUGAAGUCUUGAAAGUCUUUCAAAAACUGCUUUUGAAAAAACACGGAAAAAUCAACCUUGGUGCAAAAAAAAAUCGAUGCUCAUAGAGGCGUGGUGAAAUAGAGAACAGACGUAACGGCUGGACGGGUUGGAUGUAAUUAUUAGUUGUAAUUACACGAGAUCAGCCCCAGAACGGGUAUUGGUCAGACAGUUUGGGUGUCAUACGUACGCAAGUGAUCGUACAUCCUUCAAGUCGCGUGUUCAUCGACAUUUGGCAGCAGUAAAAACAGAACCAUAUCGAAGACCGGAUGAUGCACUCGAAUUCGAACUGAAAAUGUAAAAGCCGCACGGAAAAGGACGACCGAGAAGUGGGGAACACUGUGUGAUGUAUUUAGGUUUGCAUACGGCAACGAAACGAAACGAAGAAGGAAACAAAACCUAUCGAUCCCACCAACAAACGAAAUUUGGACACAAAUUUGUGCGCACGAAAAGAACGUAUAUGAUCAGCUUAAUGCUCCGUAAGUUAUAUGUGCUUUACUAUAUUCAUUUUUUGAUAUUCUAUCCCAUUGGUCCCCAUUGGUACUCUUCUUUUUUUUUUGUUUUGAUGUUUCCUUCGAGUCGCGGAGAAUUUUAAAAAAUGAGAUUUAAUUCAUAAAACAUCAUUGCAUCAUUUUAAAAGUAGAACAAGAAAUCGAAAAAAAAACAAAGCGGUCACACAAGAAAAAAAAACAAACUCCCAAAUAACGCGCCAUGUGUAAAAACAAACUGAAAGCAGUAAACACACGCUGUCGGUACAGUAGAGCGUAAGGUAAUUACCCAAAUAAUUGGUAAGAAUAAUGUAAACGAGAAACACUAACACAAAAUGUAAGUAGCACUGUAAAGAACCAUUACUCCUGUGUACAAUUGAUGAGUAGCAGCACGUCGCCGAAGAACGAUCGCGAUCAUCAGUAAGUUUCAUCUGUUCCUUUACGAAAACUGGUCUUUUAUGUUCGUUGUGUGUUCGUUUUUUUGGUUUGGGUUCUUUUACUACUAGUUCCUUCUUUUUUUCCUCUAA
Messenger RNA from Anopheles moucheti, 4377 nucleotides. RefSeq names its product discoidin domain-containing receptor tyrosine kinase B (gene Ddr). The record is from RefSeq and is a predicted model, not a curated record. Gene Ontology annotation, biological process: cell surface receptor protein tyrosine kinase signaling pathway; protein phosphorylation; positive regulation of kinase activity. Gene Ontology annotation, cellular component: signaling receptor complex. Bases 452 to 3265 code for a protein of 937 amino acids. Gene Ontology annotation, molecular function: ATP binding; collagen binding; protein tyrosine kinase collagen receptor activity. The transcript has 17 exons. NCBI's taxonomy places the organism in Eukaryota, Metazoa, Arthropoda, Insecta, Diptera, Culicidae.